UUCACCUCUCCAUCAACUGUGGUCUUAGGAGUCGCUAUGGAUUCAGUGGUUUUGGAAACAAACUUGGGAGAUGUUCAAUUAGAGCUCUAUUGGGAUCACGCACCGCGAACGUGCAAGAACUUUGCAGAACUGGCGAAACGAGGGUAUUACAAUGGUGUCGUAUUUCAUCGCGUUAUUGCCGAUUUCAUGAUUCAAGGCGGUGAUCCAACGGGAACAGGCAGAGGAGGAACUAGCAUCUACGGGCAGAAAUUUGAAGAUGAAAUUCACCCAGACCUGAGAUUCACGGGUGCUGGUAUCCUCGCAAUGGCCAAUUCAGGUCCGAAUACCAACGGAUCGCAAUUCUUCAUAACUCUUGGCCCUACGCCUUAUCUCGACAACAAGCACACUAUCUUUGGGCGGGUUAGCUCAGGAAUGCGUGUCGUACAACGACUCGGCGCUGUGGCAGUUGAUGCGCAAGAUCGGCCUAAAGAAGAUAUCAAAAUUUAUAAAGGUCGUGUGGUUUGACUCUGAAAACUCAGAGAGCUCCUCUUGGAGCACCACUUGACACAAUGUAGCUACAUUCUCGGCGUUCUCCACCACACUCAUCAAUCUCUGUACCUCUUGUAGCUUUAUAAUGAACUUGGUUGUGGUU
Laccaria bicolor S238N-H82 is the source of this 631-nucleotide messenger RNA. RefSeq lists its product as uncharacterized. The transcript has 6 exons. Bases 37 to 504 code for a protein of 155 amino acids. Lineage: Eukaryota; Fungi; Basidiomycota; Agaricomycetes; Agaricales; Hydnangiaceae. Gene Ontology annotation, molecular function: peptidyl-prolyl cis-trans isomerase activity. The record is from RefSeq and is a predicted model, not a curated record. Gene Ontology annotation, cellular component: catalytic step 2 spliceosome. Gene Ontology annotation, biological process: protein folding; protein peptidyl-prolyl isomerization.